Lottia gigantea (owl limpet) is the source of this 1143-nucleotide messenger RNA. RefSeq lists its product as hypothetical. Gene Ontology annotation, cellular component: plasma membrane. NCBI's taxonomy places the organism in Eukaryota, Metazoa, Mollusca, Gastropoda, Lottiidae. Gene Ontology annotation, molecular function: G protein-coupled receptor activity. Bases 1 to 1143 code for a protein of 380 amino acids. Gene Ontology annotation, biological process: G protein-coupled receptor signaling pathway. The record is from RefSeq and is a predicted model, not a curated record. The transcript has 2 exons.
AUGCUGUACGUUUAUGUACGAACGCAUGCGAUAUCUUGUCAGAUGUAUGGUGGUAAUACAAGCAUAACUUAUAAUGGUGAUGUUCGUAUUAAUAGCUGGAAAGAUCUGUCUAAAGUUUUAGAAUAUCAUGUACCCUUUGCCUUGUAUCUGGAUAAAUACUGUACCCCUGUAUGGUGUUUUAUUGGAAUCAUUGGUAAUUUGGUUUCCUCCAAAAUUUGGAUGAUGAGGCGAAUGAGGAAAUGUAACUCAUCGGCUCUAUAUUUGACAGCCUUGGCUAUUUCAGAUAUGGCAUUUUUAAUUCUUAAAGUGUUCUUCGAGCUCCAAUAUCCUUGGCGAAAAAGCGUACUGGAUCUAAAAGGAUGGUGUUCUGUGUGGAAUCUAUUGUAUAUGAUGGCAGAAUACAUUUGUGUGUUAUUAGUUCUUGGAUUUACUGUUGAACGGUUUCUAUCAGUCUGUCACCCAUUUCAAUGUGAACGUUUUUCAAAAACAGCGAGAUCACGGAAUAUUAUUAUCGCUGUGGUGAUCAUAUCCUGCGCUGUGGCACUGCCCCAAGCUUACUUCUGGGAUGUAAGUCGAGUUAGUGGCGAAUGUCAGUUACGUGACAAUACAGCUUCUUCUGAUGGAGCGUCCUUAUACACCAUCUGGAACUGGGGUACAGAACUCUUAGCGUUUGGUUUAAUACCAGUGAUAGUGUUAUGUUUAAACAUCUGUGUUUUAAGACAAAUUAAAACUGUCGGGAAACUGUAUAUACAGGAUUCUAUUACACGAAACCCACACGCUCGUUGUACAACAACAACAAUAACCUUACUCUGGAUAUCAUUUUAUCUUAUUUUCACAAAGUUACCGGUAACCAUCAUGUUCACAAUUCAGACUAAGAUAUUAUUAGGCGGUGUCAUGUCGCUGGAUGAGAUGUCCCGAGAUCCAACGUGGCAGAAUUAUUUCUCUUAUUUUAUUGCCAGAAAGGUCAUAGAAGAAAUUGCCAUAUCGCACCACGCUUGUAAUAUAUUUAUUUAUUUUACUACCAGUGGUCCGUUCAGAAAGCAUCUGAAACUGUGGAUUUUAAAUUUGUUUCAAUGUUUUAAUGAGACAGAUGAGGAUUCAGUAAGAUCCCCAAGACCAGUUCAGUUAUUGGAUGCUGUUUAA